Molecule: messenger RNA, 2119 nt
Organism: Spinacia oleracea (spinach)
Lineage: Eukaryota; Viridiplantae; Streptophyta; Magnoliopsida; Caryophyllales; Amaranthaceae
Product: serine/threonine-protein kinase BLUS1
Exons: 2
Coding region: 70-1677 (535 amino acids)
Biological process (GO): protein phosphorylation
Molecular function (GO): protein serine/threonine kinase activator activity; protein kinase activity; ATP binding
Source: RefSeq, a predicted model, not a curated record
UUCAUAUGCUACAAAUUAAACAACUAUUACCCAAAUAUCUCACAAAUUCUUCAUCUUCUUCUUAAAAAAAUGGCUCAAGAAUACCCACUAGAUCCAAAAUGGUACGAAAUAAUCGGUGAAAUAGGAAGUGGAGUAAGUGCCAUGGUAUACAAAGCAAAAUGCUUAAAAAUAAGUGCACCAAAUUCUUCAUCCAUAGUUGCAAUAAAAUCCAUUGAUCUCGAUCAAUCACGAGCUGAUCUCGAAAGCAUCCGCCUCGAAACCAAAACAAUGUCCCUUUUAUCUCAUCCAAACAUCCUUCGUGCACACUGCUCCUUCACCGUCGGCCGCCGUCUUUGGGUGGUGAUGCCAUUCAUGUCUUCUGGUUCAUUACAGUCUAUUAUAUCAUCUAACUUCUCUUCUGGUUUACCUGAACCUUGUAUUGCUGUGGUGUUAAAGGAAACUCUUAAGGCUUUAAGUUAUCUUCAUGAUCAAGGUCAUGUUCAUCGAGAUGUUAAGGCAGGUAAUAUAUUAGUUGGUUAUGAUGGUGUUGUCAAGUUAGGAGAUUUCGGUGUUUCAGCACCAGUUUACGACAUCAACUUCGAUUCAAGGUUGAAGGAAAUAGCAGGAACUCCUUACUGGAUGGCUCCAGAAGUUAUACACUCUCAUAACGGGUACGGGUUUAAAGCCGAUAUCUGGUCUUUUGGUAUUACUGCUCUCGAAUUAGCUCAUGGUAGACCUCCUUUAUCUCAUUUACCACCUUCGAAAUCACUCUUGUUUAAGAUAACAAAACGGUUUCGAUUCUCCGAUUACGACAACGAAUCAUCUGAUAACACUAGAAAACAUAAUACGAGGAAGUUUUCAAAGGCGUUUAAGGAUAUGGUUGGGUUAUGUCUUCAUCAAGAUCCAACAAAGAGACCAACAGCUGAUAAGUUGUUAAAACAUGUGUUCUUUAAGAAUUCAAAGAGUUGUGAUUUCUUGGUUAAGAAUCUUUUGGUGGGAUUACCAAGUGUUGAAGAAAGGUUUAAGAUGAGUAAUUAUAAUAGUAAUAAUAAUAAGAUGAUUAGGGUUAGUAAUUCUUCUUUAGGGAGUAGUAGUUAUAAUAGUAGUACUACUACUCCUACUAUUGAGGAGGAUGAAACUGGGGUUUUUGAGAAACAGAGGAGGGUUAGUGGUUGGAAUUUUAACUUUGAUGGGUUUCAAAUGGAGCCUGUUUAUCCAUUGGGUCUGGGUCAGGGUCACCCGGAUGGGUCUAAAAGGGUCCGGUUUCGUGCUGAGUUGGUUAUACCGAAUAAGCGAGUUGAUUUGGAUGUGUUCAGUUCUAGCUCAGCUUCCCCUUCCCCUGCUUUUAGUACUCCUACAGAGGAACAGGAAGCGGUCGUCCGAGUUGAAGAGGAUCCAUAUCUGGAUCCGGACCCGGAUCCGGAGGGUGAAGAAGGGGUGGUGGAUAGGGGAAGUGUGAUGUGUGGAUUGGUUGCAUUAAGGGGGAGUUUGGAUGAUCAGAGGAAAAAUGUAAAAGAGUUGAUAAGUUUCCUUGGUGGGGAACAAAGUUUAGGAGGGGAAACAAAGGAAGAACAAAUGGUGGAUGUGGUGGAGAGGUUGAGGGGGGAGUUGGAACAAGAGAGGAGGAAAAACAAAGAAUUGCUUAUGGAGUUGGAGUUUCUUAAGGUGAUUGUUUCUGGUGGACCUCAAGAUGAUUGAAACUAUUUUCUAAUUAUAAAAUCGGAACGAUACAAAACAUGUCAGAUGAUAGAAUGUACACCCGGUUGCAUGUAAAACUACAUGCAAUUGUUUGUUUUAUAUAUUUAACCCCUCGUAAAGCAAUAUUCAUAGUUUAAAAACACAUAUUUACAGAUGAAAAGCAACGUGUUGCAAGUAAAAGAACGGGAAGAUAUGUAAGUGUGUGCUUUUAAAUUGUUAAAAUGUUGUUUUAAAUAGGUUAAAAUGUGCUUUUAAGCCGUAAAAGUGUGAUUUUCAUUCCGGUUGCAUGUAAAACUACAUAAACCCAAGUGUACCUUCUAAUUUGUGCUUUAAGUACGUUGUAUUAACAAUUCAAAGACACAAUAGAAAUUGUGAUUAGCAAAUUUAAAGACAAAAAAGCAUAAUGAAAUUAAGUAUAUUUAUUGAUUAGUCAUUUGAACAA